This is a messenger RNA of Trichoderma reesei QM6a, 2280 nucleotides long. RefSeq names its product glycoside hydrolase family 55. Gene Ontology annotation, molecular function: polygalacturonase activity. The transcript is spliced from 3 exons. Bases 1 to 2280 code for a protein of 759 amino acids. The record is from RefSeq and is a predicted model, not a curated record. NCBI's taxonomy places the organism in Eukaryota, Fungi, Ascomycota, Sordariomycetes, Hypocreales, Hypocreaceae.
AUGUUGAAGCUCACAACCAUCUUCACGCUCCUGCUGGGGGCGGCAUCUGCCACGCCCACCCCGAGCCCUGCCGCCAACGAUGAGGGCAUCACCAAGCGUGCCACCAGCUUCUGGUACCCCAACAUGGACCACGUCAACGCUCCCCGCGGCUUCGCCCCUGACCUCGAUGGCAACUUCAACUAUCAGGUCUACCAGACCGUCAACCCGGGAGACGGAGCUGCUCUGCAGCGAGCCAUUACCAGCGAUGGCAGCGGCUCGCGCCAUUCCCAGUGGUUCGCAUCGCAGCCAAGAGUCGUGUACAUCCCGCCCGGAACAUACACUCUCUCGCAGACGCUGCGAUUCAACACCGACACCGUGUUGAUGGGCGAUGCCACCAACCCGCCCAUCAUCAAGGCCGCCGCCGGCUUCUCGGGCGACCAGAUCCUCGUCAGCGGCCAGGACCCAACCACCAACGAAAAGGGGGAGCUGUCCUUUGCCGUGUCCCUCAAGAACGUCAUCCUCGACACGACCGCCAUCCCCGGCGGCAACCAGUUCACCGCCCUCUGGUGGGGAGUCGCCCAGGCCGCUCAGCUGCAGAACGUCAAGAUCACCAUGGCUUCCUCCCAGAACGGCAACGGUCACACGGGCAUCCGGAUGGGCCGCGGCUCGACGCUCGGCCUAGCCGACGUCCGCGUCGAGCGUGGCCAGAAUGGCAUCUGGGUCGACGGCCACCAGCAGGCUGCCUUCCACAACAUCUACUUCUUCCAGAACACCGUCGGCAUGCUCAUCAGCGGCGGCAACACCUUUAGCAUCUUCUCGUCCACGUUUGACACGUGCGGAACGGGCAUUUCCAACACGGGCGGUGCUCCUUGGAUCGCCCUGGUAGACGCCAAGUCUAUCAAUUCCGGGGUUACGUUUACGACGACGGGAUUUCCUUCCUUCUUGAUCGAGAACCUGACCAAGGAUACGACGUCUCCCGUCGUUAUUGCUCGUGGAUCAACUCUGGUUGGGGCUUCCACUCACAUCGACACGUAUUCCUUUGGAAAUACGGUUGGGAGAAACCCCAUCUACGGCGAGGUGAGAUCUCAAAACACGAGACCUGGUGCUCUGGCCCCUGGUGGGAGAUAUCCAUAUGUCCCGCCGCCGACAUACGCCGAUGUCCCCGUCUCUGGCUUCUUGAACGUCAAGGACCCAGCGCAGAACGGAAACAGAGUCGUCAAGGGGGACAACACCGUCGACGAAGCAGCCACGCUGAAUGCCAUCCUGGCCCUCGCCGCCAGCCAGAACAAGAUUGCCUACUUCCCCUUUGGAAAGUAUCGGGUCGACAGCACGCUCUUUAUUCCUCCGGGGUCCCGCAUCGUGGGCGAGGCCUGGUCAACCAUCACCGGCAACGGCCAGUUCUUCAAGAACGAGAACAGCCCGCAGCCCGUCGUUGCCGUCGGCCGGCCCGGGGACGUCGGCGUCGCACAGAUCCAGGACAUGCGCUUCACCGUUUCCGACGUUCUCCCCGGCGCCAUCGUCAUGCAGUUCAACAUGGCCGGCCGCAACCCAGGCGACGUGGCCCUCUGGAACUCGCUCGUCACCGUGGGCGGCACGCGCGGUGCUUCCGCCCUGACCAACGCCUGUACGAACCCGGGCAACGAGUGCAAGGGCGCGUUCCUGGGCAUCCACAUCACCAAGAACUCGUCGGCGUACAUCCAGAACGUCUGGAACUGGGUGGCGGACCACAUCGCCGAGAGCUUCGGCGGCGGCUCCUCCAUCGCCGGCAAGGGCGGCGUGCUGGUCGAGAGCUCCAAGGCGACGUGGCUGUACGCGCUGGGCAGCGAGCACUGGUGGCUGUACCAGCUCAACCUGCGCAACGCCAACAACGUCGUCGUCUCCAUGCUCCAGUCCGAGACCAACUACGAGCAGGGCGCCAACGCGCAGCAGGUCGUGCCCGCCCCCUGGGUCGCCAACGUGGACGCCUGGGGCGAUCCCAACUUUUCGUGGUGCAGCGGCGGCGACAAGCGGUGCAGGAUGGGCUUUGGCAACUACAUCAAUGGGGGAUCCAACAUUUAUACGUAUGCCUCUGCUUCGUGGGCGUUUUUCAGCGGGCCCGGGCAGGGCUGUUCUCAGUUUCAGUGCCAGCAAACCAUGCACUGGAUUGCCAGCACGCCCAGUAAUCUCCAAGCCUUUGGACUGUGCUCCAAGGACUCGGUUAACACGUUGCGGCUCGGGGACGGCACAUUAAUCAACACGGCCAACGGCUUCACUGGCUCGUGGCCGGGUGGCGGUGGUGAUGUCGGUCGUUAUACCGUCUAA